Molecule: messenger RNA, 1876 nt
Organism: Tarenaya hassleriana
Lineage: Eukaryota; Viridiplantae; Streptophyta; Magnoliopsida; Brassicales; Cleomaceae
Product: pentatricopeptide repeat-containing protein At5g15300
Exons: 3
Coding region: 17-1669 (550 amino acids)
Biological process (GO): RNA modification
Molecular function (GO): RNA binding; protein binding
Source: RefSeq, a predicted model, not a curated record
CGAGAGGUAAGCAAGCAUGAUAAGGAAGCGAACAAUCGAUCGAAGCGCCAAUCGCCCCCGUUCAAAUCUAUGGCAAAAGUGUACAAACCUCCGAUCUCUGAAGCAAAUUCACGCGUCUAUGGUCGUGAAUGGCUUCUUGUCCAAUAUUUCGACGGUAAGAGAUCUCAUUUUCUCUGCUUCCGUAGCAAUUCCCGGCGCUCUCAAGUACGCCCUCCAAUUGUUCGACCAAAUUCCGGAACCAGAUAUAUUCAUGUGGAACACUGUGAUACGUGGCUGUUCUCAGAGCUUGAAAUCGGACAAUGCGGUUCAUUCGGUUUCCCUGUAUACCCAGAUGGAGGAACGUGGCGUAAUUCCCGAUAGGUACACGUUCACAUUUAUUCUAAAAGCCUGUACGAGGCUUCAGUGGAGUACUACUGGAUUUGGGAUUCAUGGAAAGGUGGUGAGAUAUGGGUUUAUAUCAAAUGCUUAUGUGAGGAAUACUUUGAUUAACUUUCACGCCAAAUGUGGCGAGUUGGAUAUUGCAAACGGGCUCUUUGAUGAUUCUGCGAAAGCUCACAUUGCUGCCUGGUCUGCUUUGACCGCUGGGUAUGCUGAGAGAGGGAAGUUGGUGGAAGCAAGGAGGCUUUUUGAUGAAAUGCCAAUCAAAGAUCUGGUGUCUUGGAAUGUGAUGAUUACUUGUUAUGAGAAAUGCGGGGAGAUGGAUAAAGCAAGGGAGCUCUUUGAUAAUGUCCCAAAGAAAGAUGUUGUGACAUGGAAUGUGAUGAUCUCAGGAUAUGUCCGUUGUGGGUCUCCCAAGGAAGCCCUGAAUAUGUUCAAGGAGAUGAGGGAUGUGGGUGAGCACCCAGAUGAAGUGACAUUACUAAAUCUGUUAUCUGCUUGUGCAGACUUGGGAGACUUGGAAAAUGGGAAGAAUCUUCACUCCUCCAUUUUAGAGAUGGCUUCUGUUUCAGGUUUUGGAGAUGCGAGAACUCCCAUCUGGAAUGCACUUAUUGACAUGUAUGCUAAGUGUGGAAGCAUAGAGAGAGCAAUGGAAGUCUUCAGGGGAAUGAAAGAUCGAGACUUGUCAACUUGGAACUCUUUGGUAGUUGGUUUGGCUCUGCACGGUCAUGCGGUGGAAACAAUUGACAUGUUCAACGAAAUGCAGAGCUCGAAAAUCCGGCCCAAUGAGGUUACUUUCAUUGGAGUUCUAGUGGCAUGCAGCCAUGCAGGUAGAGUGGAUGAAGGGCAUCGAUAUUUUAGUCUCAUGAGGGAUGUGUAUAACAUUCAACCAAACAUAAAGCACUAUGGAUGUAUGGUGGACAUGUUGGGACGAGCAGGACUGUUAAACGAAGCCUUUGAGUUUGCAGAAUCAAUGGACAUUGAGCCCAAUGCCACUAUAUGGAGAACCCUUUUAGGUGCUUGUAGGAUUCAUGGGAAUGUAGAGUUAGGGAAGCAAGCCAAUGAGAAUUUGCUCAGGAUGAGGAGCGAUGAGAGUGGUGAUUAUGUGCUACUUUCCAAUAUAUACGCUUGUAGUGGUGAGUGGGACAGAAUGGAGAAAGUGAGGAAGAUGUUCGAUGAUACAGGAGUGAAGAAACUGGCUGCUUGCAGCCUAAUUGAGGGGGACAAUGACAAAGCGAUGCUGAAAUCUUUACUCAGCUCAGAACCAAAACCAAGACAUCAAAUUUCUUGAGUUAAAAACAAAGCUUGCUUGCAGAAGGCUACAUCUGUAAGACUGGCUGCAGUUUAAGUUCGAGCAGGUUUGCUCAAAAGUCAUUUGAUGAUCACAGAGUCUUUGUCUCAUAUAUAGGCAUGGACAAGAUGUAAAUGUCUAGAACACCAAAAAGGAGAAAGGACAAGAUAUCUUGUGAACAGAUGAUUAAACACAACUUUGAUGGAG